AUGAAGUCGCAUUCUCUCAUCCUGGCGCUUACAGCGCUUUUGCUCGCCCUGCCCGUUAUCUCCGAAGAGACGACGGCUACGGCCACGAAGACCCUCGCCGUCGCAUCUGUCGACGCCCCCGCCGCCCAAACCGAACACCCCGUCUCGAAAAUCGUCACUUCAGAGACCGAGGCCACAACCGCGAGCUCCAUAAAAGAAAAGGACAACAGCGGACGCGACAGGGUCGACGAUACCGCAGGCGCAGAGGGUGCUGACGAUGGCGCGUUCAAGCUCUCGAAAGGCGGGAUGGCGGCCAUCAUUGUCGUGGUAGUAGUUGUAGCCGGUGGUGGAAUCGUCUCAACCGUCCUCUUCUUCCUAGCCAAGAAGCGCCAAUGGGAGCUCCGCGACAAGCUCAAGCGCGCCUCGCGCCGUGUGGCUACGCGCCUGGCCACGCCGCGCAGUGCGCGCUUCCCGCACCACGAGCGCGAAUGCCAGCAACGGAAGCCGGGCGUGAGGGUUGCGUCGCCGUCGCCGCGUCCGGGGGCGAAGGGGAGAGCGAAGGAGAGGGAUCUUGAGAAGGGCGAGAAGAGGGGGGUUAGUGAGAAGGGAAAUCCGACGAUGAGCGCGUUUGACGUGGAGACGCCGGUGAAGGUUACGUGGAAGGAUAGGCUGUUUGGGUAUAAAUAA
This is a messenger RNA of Aplosporella prunicola CBS 121167, 666 nucleotides long. RefSeq lists its product as uncharacterized. Bases 1 to 666 code for a protein of 221 amino acids. The record is from RefSeq and is a predicted model, not a curated record. The transcript is spliced from 2 exons. Lineage: Eukaryota; Fungi; Ascomycota; Dothideomycetes; Botryosphaeriales; Aplosporellaceae.